Molecule: messenger RNA, 1341 nt
Organism: Raphanus sativus (radish)
Lineage: Eukaryota; Viridiplantae; Streptophyta; Magnoliopsida; Brassicales; Brassicaceae
Exons: 5
Coding region: 20-1165 (381 amino acids)
Source: RefSeq, a predicted model, not a curated record
ACCUGGGCGGUUGCGGGCGAUGGGCAGAGGCAUUAGCAUGACCAAAUUGAAUUGUUUACAGGUUAAGGACAGCUAUAUCGCUGCAAUGGAACAAAAACAGGUGUACAUGCAGGAACAGGUUAAUGAUUUACAGAAGGCCCUUCGCAGAAUGAAUAAUCAGGGACCUGCAACUGAUGUCAGUGAAAACCAGAGUGUAAAUAAUACCAGAUCACUUCCCAAGUGUUAUCUGGUUGACUGGGCUUCUGUCGAUGUGAAAGUUGCUGAGGGAAGGGUGGUUUCAGCUGAAGCUGAUGAGUUAGUUAAUGGGAUUCCUUUAGGGCCUCACGCGGUGAAGGUUUUAGUUGAAACUGCAAUAAAAGCAGACACCUUUUUAUGGCGCCCUGCACAGAAUAUGUUUACUUUGGAGGAUGCAGUUGGCGAAAUGAUUGCAUGGCAUUCUGAUCACUGUAUUGUUGCAACAGCAGGUCUCAUUCCAGAGGACAAUGCUCCUAACAGCCCCUUCACAGGUUCAGUUAACAAAUGCAAACUCAUGGACUAUAUAAAGAAGGAGGAAGUGGUUGCUGUAGGCCGAUGGCAGACAAAAGAACCAAAAUCAUUGGUCAAUGGACUCCCUCUUGGUCCUAAUGCAGUAAAAGUUUAUGUUGAUGAGGUCCUAAACCCAACGGCAUACAUAUGGAGGCCUACUGUAGGAAAGACAACUAUGGAGGAUUUUAUGAACUGUUAUGUAGCAUGGCCUGCAAAUUGCGUUGUGUUUGAAUCGGAUAUGACAGAUUCUCCUCGUCGUCAACAAUCAGAUUCUAAAGCAGUGAGUUCAUCUUCUAAGAAUCAGAAGUCUCCAUUAACACCACCAGCUCCUAAGAAACCAUUUACUCCAGCAUCUCCUCUACGCAGAUCUGAGCGUAACAAAUUCAAGCCAAAUCAAAAAAUCCAGCUGCUGGAUAUAUCUGGAAACAAUGUCGUCGUCGCUGAAGGACGAUGGUCUUCGAGUAAUCCUGAGCAUCUUGUCCACUUUCAGGCAUUGGGGCUUGGUGCUUGUAGAGUCUUUGUGGAUGUUGUCAAGGUGAAAGAUGCAGCUGUGUGGAGGACUUCGUCGGAGAUCGAGUAUAUGGAAGAUGCACUAGGCAGCUGUCUUGCUUGGCCAGAGGAUAAAAUUAUAACGGUUUGACAAAAGACCAAAAGGAGCAUGGUGACUUGGUGUUUCCUGUUUAGUUAAGUUCUUGUUCUUUGCUGUUUCAGAACAUGGCUUUGUAUUUCAAUGACUCGUGUGUUUCUCUUUUUCAUGUACUCGGUUGAAAAAUUUAAUCUAUGUAUGGUUUGGAUGAUUUUACUAAAUUAAGACUU